Messenger RNA from Diaporthe batatas, 1430 nucleotides. Its product is annotated as YEATS domain-containing protein YAF9. The transcript has a single exon. Gene Ontology annotation, biological process: regulation of DNA-templated transcription. Bases 207 to 1073 code for a protein of 288 amino acids. NCBI's taxonomy places the organism in Eukaryota, Fungi, Ascomycota, Sordariomycetes, Diaporthales, Diaporthaceae. The record is from RefSeq and is a predicted model, not a curated record.
GCUCUCUCUCCAGGCCCCAGACUCUUUGAGCCGCGCCUGCCCGAUCCGUCACCGUGUCACCGCACACGCCCUAGGCUGGAAGGAGAUACCGUGCUGGUCACACGAGCGCGCCUGCAGCUGCUGCGCUGAUUAGUCAUCCCCCAACGCCCGCAGUCGCCCACGCCAAAACAACGGCGCCCGCCCUGCGCGCUUGCGCGACCGAAGGAAUGUCUCGACAUGCAGCUCGCAAGUCGCUCCACACCCUUGACUCCAUCAUGGCGCCCUCAAACAGCGCCGGCAAGCGCGUCAAGGGAAAACAGGUUUAUCGACCAUUCAUAUAUGGCACGACGGCCCGCCCCUUCGACCCGGACAAGAACCCAAAGCCCCCGGGCACCCCCGAGGACCACACCCACUCCUGGACCGUCUUUGUCAAGGGGAUCGACGACGUGGACAUCACGUACUGGCUUAAGCGCGUCCAGUUCAAGCUCCACGAGAGCAUCCCCAACCAUGUGCGCAUGAUCGACGGCCAGAAGGGCGAGCCCUUUGCCGUCCACGAGACCGGCUGGGGCGAGUUCGAGAUCACCAUCAAGAUGUACUACGCCCCCGAGAGCAGCGAGAAGCCCCAGACCCUCUACCACCACCUGCGCCUGCACGCCUACGGCUCCGACUCCGAGAAGAACGCUAUGGUCGCCAACGCCGAGGUCCCCGCCUGGGUCUACGAGGAGCAGGUCUUCAACGAGCCCUACGAGGCCUUCUACGACAUCCUGACCUCGGGCGCCAUGCCCCCCAGCGACCCCGCCGCCGCCGCCACCAGCAAGAACAACAAGUCCGGCGCCAAGGGCGGCAAGGGCGGCCCCGCCAAGGACGCCGCCAGCCCGGCCCCCAAGCGCAGCGAGGGCGGCGUGCUCGAGCGCAGCGCCAUGAUACCCAUGCACACCCGCCCCGGCCAGCCCUUCAGCGCCGAGGCCGAGAAGCUCGAGGUCAAGAAGCUGCGCGACGCCCAGGCCGAGGUCGAGAGGCUCAUCGAAAAGAUCCGCACCGAGAACAGGGACAAGGAGGAGCGGCUGCGGUCGCUCAAGGAGGAGGCCAAGUAGUCGCGCCCUUCCUCGGCACGUGCCGCCUCAGCCCUAUCAUUCAACGGCUACGAUAUCCCAGAGCUCCCGCACUGCGGACAAGCCUCGAAGGAUGACGAGGACAACUUGUUCGAUGACGUCGAUUUUGACGACGACGACGAUUUUGACGACGACGAGCCAGAUGUUUACAAUCCACAAGACGAGCCAGGUCCAUCGCGUUCGGCCAUCCCGCAGGGCUCAGCAGCUAGUCCCGCUCCGGAUGAUCAGGCACAGUCGUUUGCUCCGCAGCCCACAUCUGGACAACCCGUGACUCCGUGCAAGACGCGUAAAGAGCAGAAAGUCAGAGAGCGGCAGGAGAAGAGAGAGCGGCAAGAGAAG